AUGUCCCGGAAAGUGGUCCCCAAUCUCCCCCGUGCGCAGACAUUCAAGCGCCAACAGUCAGAGCGGAGGACAAACUUGGCCGCUGUUGACCCUACGCCAGAUGAGCGGAGAGCCGUCUCAGUCGACCGACGCUCUCAGGGACCCAGACCACCAUCCACCUCUCAGCCUCAUGCGGACCCCCGCAUCAGCGCCCCGGGUUUUCUCGGCUGCCCGCAGGACGACGCUCCUCAAUAUGUUCCCCCCCUGCCCUCGUUACCGGUGAACCCUGUUGAGGAUGUUUCUGCGGAGAGUCAGCUGGAGAAGAUGGUGUCCAAGAAUGAGGAGGUCACUCGUACUGACGAGUGCGCCAUCCAGGACAGCCUAUCAACUGCAGACACCCAUUCCUUGACAACGUCGCAGUAUGAUGCCAUGAUUCAUGAUGAACUCGAAAAGACUUGGAUUUUGAACCUCAGUAUGCACUUCCGCGAUCGAUCAAGGAGAGAAAAGUUUUUUGUUACAUAUCGCGAGCAGGAACACGUCUGGCGGCGUGUCACCAUCUCGCUCGAUUAUCGAAACGCCCCUCCAAACUCCUUGGAAAUGGACUUGAUUCACACGCAAUACCAGAGAGAAAAGAGUGCAAAGAUCUAUGAGGCAAUUCGCGAGAGCCUACGCGACAUUCAAUUCUACGACACUGUUACCAAUCUGAAGCUCCAGACUACUGAUGGGAGGCUGCAUGUCCACGUGGUUGAGGAUGGCAACGAAAUUAUCCCGUAUCCCACUGUUGACCAGGUUAAGCACCUAGGCUGCAAGCGGAUUCGAGAGCAGGACAUUGUCUUUGACUCUCACAUGUCUGGAUUCGUGUACAAGGUGAACGUCCAUGGACAAACCCUUAUUAAGAAGGAGAUACCGAGCCCGGAUACAGUUGAUGAAUUCCUGUACGAGGUCAAUGCUCUCAACCGUCUCCGCUACUCGGAUAAUGUCAUCCGUUUUCAUGGCGUUGUUGUGGAUGACCAUGACGAGUUUGUGAAAGGACUUCUCAUCAGUUAUGCAGACCAGGGCGCUCUUAUCGACAUAAUUUACGAGCAGUGUAAAGAUGGCGAGUUUGACAUACCAUGGUCGACGAGGAAGAAGUGGGCUCGCCAGAUUGUCGAGGGACUGUCGGAUAUUCACGACUCUGGUUUUGUUCAAGGCGACUUUACCUUAUCCAAUAUUGUCAUUGAUGAAAAUGGAGACGCAAAAAUCAUCGACAUCAACAGGAGGGGGUGCCCUGUGGGUUGGGAGCCUCCAGAGGCAACGCCACUUAUUGAAUGCAACCAACGAAUCUCAAUGUACAUCGGCGUGAAGUCGGAUCUGUAUCAGUUGGGAAUGGUGUUGUGGGCUUUGGCAAUGCAGGAAGAUGAGCCAGAAGCUCAAGGACGGCCGUUAAUACUUGGUCCAGAAGUCAACAUUCCCGACUGGUAUCGACAGAUGGCUGAGAUUUGUCUCAGUGACGAUCCUCGACUGCGGCUCCAGGCAUCGUCUCUCCUCCAGAUGUUUCCUUCCCCGCAGACCCAAGAUGAUCGUGGGAAGCUAAACCCUCCGUCGAUGUCUAUCGAUGAAGACUAUACGUUGCAACAGUAUCUGGUGGAUGAUUACCACCCUGAUAAUCAUCCGCACAUCAGAACCGUCGAACCUUCGAGCGAAUGGUCCUACGUGGGCCGGCCAUAUACGGAUGCGAGCCCAAUUGGAUACGAGCCGUACUACUAUACACGAGGUCGCUCACCCCCAAGCCCACUGCCAAGCAACUACGACCGAUGCGACUCCCCGCGCCGUCCAUAUGAUAUUUCUGCUUGGGCG
This is a messenger RNA of Ilyonectria robusta, 1815 nucleotides long. RefSeq names its product kinase-like domain-containing protein. NCBI's taxonomy places the organism in Eukaryota, Fungi, Ascomycota, Sordariomycetes, Hypocreales, Nectriaceae. Gene Ontology annotation, biological process: protein phosphorylation. Gene Ontology annotation, molecular function: ATP binding; protein kinase activity. The transcript has 2 exons. The record is from RefSeq and is a predicted model, not a curated record. The annotation marks the transcript as partial.